AGAUUGAGAAUGAAGCUCUCCGGUAAAGCGGGAGGAGGUGACGUCAGGGUCGGUGGCGGGCGGGGGCUGUUCGUAGCUCUGGGGACGUUGUAUCUGUGGGCCCUUAAUUCGCGUCACAAGUCAGCGACUGAACCUUGGCUGUGGUGGCCGAGGCGGCUAAGGCGGCAGCGGCGGCGACAGCUCUGGGGUUUGCGUCUCGGGGUGUGUCGGCCGCCGCUGCUGCUCGGGCCUGGUAUGUACAGAUGGCUGGUUAGGAUUCUCGGCACCAUUUUCCGUUUCUGCGACCGGUCGGUGCCCCCUACUCGGACGUUCCUGAAGAGGCGGCGCUCGAACAGCACUCUGUUUUCUACUGUGGACACUGAUGAAAUACCAGCUAAAAGACCGAAAUUAGAUUGCUUUAUUCACCAAGUGAAAAACAGUCUCUACAAUGCUGCCAGCUUAUUUGGAUUCCCAUUCCAGCUGACUACAAAGCCCAUGGUAACUUCUGCUUGUAAUGGAACACGGAAUGUGGCCCCUUCAGGAGAGGUAUUUUCGAACUCUUCAUCUUGUGAAUUGACAGAUUCUGGAUCCUGGAACAACAUGUUGAAACUAGGUAAUAAAUCUCCUAAUGGCAUAAGUGACUAUCCAAAGAUCAGAGUGACAGUAACCAGAGAUCAGCCACGCAGAGUCUUGCCUUCCUUUGGUUUCACUUUAAACUCAGAAGGCUAUAAUAGAAGACCAGGUGGCCGUCGCCAUAGCAGAGGCAAUCCAGAGAGUUCCUUAAUGUGGAAAUCUCAGGAACAGGCUGUAACAGAGAUGAUUUCAGAAGACAAUGGCAAGGGCCUGAGGCGUCCCCAUUGUACCGUGGAGGAGGGUGUUCAAAAAGAGGAAAGAGAGAAGUACCGGAAGUUACUAGAGCGACUUAAAGAAGGUGGUCAUGGAAACUCUGUCCCUCCUGUAGCUUCAAAUCAUCACAGUUCUCAAAGAAGUCAGAUGGACACAUUAAAGACCAAAGGCUGGGGGGAAGAGCAAAAUCACGGAGUCAGAACAACUCAAUUUGUUCCAAAACAAUACAGACUUGUUGAAACAAGGGGACCUCUGUGUUCAAUCAGAAGUGAAAAGAGGUAUUCAAAGGGGAAAAUUUCUGACACAGAGCAGACAGUCGGGAUCAGACUUGAAUACGAAGGUAGGAGGGGACACCAGCUGGAGCCUGACCUGUCAGAAGAAGUAUCAGCCCGACUUCGCCUGGGCAGUGGAAGCAAUGGCUUACUCAGGAGGAAAAUGUCAAUACUUGAGACAAAGGAAAAGAAUUGCUCAGGCAAAGAGAGAGAUAGAAGAACAGAUGAUCUUCUUGAACUUACAGAGGACAUGGAAAAGGAAAUUGGUAAUGCUUUAGGCCAUGGCCCACAAGAUGAGAUCUUAAGUAGUGCUUUUAAAUUACGAAUCACUCGAGGAGACAUCCAGACAUUAAAGAACUAUCAUUGGCUCAAUGAUGAAGUCAUUAAUUUUUACAUGAAUCUUCUAGUGGAAAGAAAUAAAAAGCAAGGCUACCCAGCACUUCAUGUAUUCAGUACUUUCUUCUAUCCUAAAUUAAAGUCUGGGGGUUACCAAGCAGUGAAAAGAUGGACCAAAGGAGUAAAUCUCUUUGAACAAGAACUUAUUCUGGUGCCUAUUCAUCGGAAGGUACAUUGGAGUCUGGUGGUAAUAGACCUAAGAAAGAAGUGUCUUAAAUAUCUGGAUUCUAUGGGACAGAAGGGCCACAGGAUCUGUGAGAUUCUCCUUCAGUAUUUACAGGAUGAAAGUAAGACCAAAAGAAAUAUUGAUCUGAAUCUUUUAGAGUGGACCCACUAUAGCAUGAAGCCACAUGAGAUUCCUCAACAGUUGAAUGGGAGUGAUUGUGGAAUGUUUACUUGUAAAUAUGCAGAUUAUAUCUCUAGGGACAAACCUAUCACAUUUACUCAGCACCAGAUGCCUCUCUUCCGGAAGAAGAUGGUGUGGGAAAUCCUUCAUCAGCAGUUGCUGUGAGAAUGCCCCGCCUGGUCCCUCUAGCUGCUGGUGGUUCUUUCAUGGACGUUUCCAUAUACCUCAUGCAUUGUGGGUUAAAAAGUCCCUGCAUCACUUCUGUUCUCUCACAGGUACUGAGCUGUCAAGUGCAUGAGAGCGUCUCCUUACACCCUCGUCCUGACUUAGGGUGCAGAGGGCUGCUUGUAACCCUGUUUGUAAGGCUGUGCCUGCUCAGAGCCCUGGACUAGUCAACCCACCCAAGAACAAACGCUAAUUUUUUUUUUUUUUUUUUUUUUAAGAUUUUCUUCCCUAUGAAUGUGGGAAAUGCAGGAUUUAUUCUGUGAAUUGUUUUUUUUCUGUGUGUUUGUUCAUUGUAUACAUUCACUCAUUUGCAGAUAUAAGGAGCAGUGGCCAUUUACCACUGGCUCUCUUACAGUUAGCUCUAAAUUACUUGUUUGAAUUAUUUAUUUCUGAAAGGAAUGUUAAUUAAGCUGCCACUCCCUGCUGAAGAUCAGGAGGGAAAUCACUGGGGGCAGAAGAAAGUAUUAAUUAACAUCUCUAACAUUGGAGCAGUUCCUGCCAACUUGAAGCUGAAGGGUUUGAGGCGUGAAAAUGCCCGAGGAAUGAAAUGCUGCCCUAUAGGGCUCUGGUUGCCUUACAGAGGAUUGCUGACACUAGGCAUUGGCACAGUGUCAUGGAAAAGUGGAACUGUGCACAAGGAACUCUGGCUAUCCAAGCGUCUUCACAAGAGCGUCAAUGGUCAUCUUAAAGAGACUUCUCUUUCUGGAAAGGAGGUGACUUGGCUUACUCUUGAAACUGGAUUCGAAGUAACUGUAAACCCUAAAUCUUCAUUUGCAUCCCAGAUGUGGUUGAGUAUAAACUUCAGAAUUGUAAGGGCUGGCCUGAGCUGUUUAUUUGAAAAGAUACUAUUCAAUUUAAAGCUAUUUUUCCUCAAAGUUUUUUUCCUAUAUAUUAAAGCCAAAAUUAAAAAUUAAGUUUUGUACUCAUUAAGACUUCCCACACUCCACCCCCAUUGAAAUUUGUGGAAGAAAAUUUAGUACUUGGCUCUGAGGUUGCCAGUUAUAUAGUAAUCUAUUUUGCAUAUAAAAAUUUGUAUUUUAACUUUUUUGUUCAUGAAAAAACUUACAGAUGUGGUUAUGCAUUUUUAAUUUCAGAAAGUUUAGAGUUGGCCAGAACAUAUUUUGCAAGAUCUAGUGCCUAGUGUUGCUUUUCUGAUGUAAUAAAAGGUUGUCUGGCAGAACCU
This is a messenger RNA of Nycticebus coucang (slow loris), 3247 nucleotides long. It is a transcript of the gene SENP2, whose product is annotated as SUMO specific peptidase 2. Gene Ontology annotation, cellular component: nucleus. Gene Ontology annotation, biological process: protein desumoylation. The record is from RefSeq and is a predicted model, not a curated record. The transcript has 17 exons. Gene Ontology annotation, molecular function: deSUMOylase activity. Bases 10 to 2004 code for a protein of 664 amino acids. Lineage: Eukaryota; Metazoa; Chordata; Mammalia; Primates; Lorisidae.